Condylura cristata (star-nosed mole) is the source of this 2977-nucleotide messenger RNA. It is a transcript of the gene SLC4A11, whose product is annotated as solute carrier family 4, sodium borate transporter, member 11. NCBI's taxonomy places the organism in Eukaryota, Metazoa, Chordata, Mammalia, Eulipotyphla, Talpidae. Gene Ontology annotation, biological process: monoatomic ion homeostasis; transmembrane transport; monoatomic anion transport. The record is from RefSeq and is a predicted model, not a curated record. Bases 90 to 2633 code for a protein of 847 amino acids. Gene Ontology annotation, molecular function: solute:inorganic anion antiporter activity. Gene Ontology annotation, cellular component: basolateral plasma membrane; plasma membrane. The transcript is spliced from 20 exons.
AGCAGGCUUCCCCUGGCUUCUUAAGGGAGACUUCCCUAGAACCGCCCCUGCGUUUUUCUUCCCAGCGUGGCCGGGAACAGUCUCCCAUCAUGUCGCAGAAUAGAUUCCUGGAGGAUACAGGCUACUUCAAGUGCGACACUGACGAUAACUCUGAGACGCGCGAGAGCCUGGGCGAUGAGGUCUUCGACACGGUCAACUCCUCCAUCGUGUCUGCGGAGAGCAUCCGUUUUUUUGUCAACGUCAACCUGGAGGUGCCACCCACCCAGGCUGACAGUGAAUCUGCCGGCGGCUGCGGGCUCCUACACACCUCCCGAAAGUACCUGAAGCUGAAGAACUUCGAGGAAGAGAUCCGGGCGCACCGUGACCUAGAUGGCUUCCUGGCCCGGGCCAGCAUCAUCCUGAACGAGACGGCCACCUUGCUGGACGACGUGCUGCGGGCCAUGCUGCACCGCUUAGCCCAUGACCCCCACAACACCGAGCCCAACUGGAACCUGGACCUGCUCAUGGCCAUCCUCUUCACCGACGCCGGGACCCCCAUGGGCAGUAAAGUCCACCUGCUGUCGGAAACCAUCCAAGGGGUCACCGCCACGGUCACAGGGGUGCAAUACCAGCAGUCGUGGCUGUGCAUCACCUGUACCUCCAAGGCCCUGGUGAAGCGGCAUGUGUGCAUCAGCCGCCUGGUCCGCCCGCAGAACUGGGGGGAGAAUUCCUGCGAGGUGCGGUUCGUCAUCCUGGUGCUCACCCCGCCGAAGAUGAAAAGCACCAAGACUGCGUCAGAAGUGGGGCGCACAUUCGCCACCAUGUUUUUGGACAUCACCUUCCGCCAGAAGCUCCUGACAACCCGCACGGAGGAGGAAUUCAAGGAGGCCCUGGUACACCAGAGACACCUGCUCUCCCGGGCGAGCCAGGGUCCGGUGACGGGACCCAGUGUGACCUCCAGCUGCGUGCAAAGACCCCUUCAGCCGCCGCAGCACAAGGACUUUCUUCCCGUGGGGAAGGGCAUCCGGGAGGACAUUGCCCGCAGGCUCCCUGUGUACCCGCUGGACUUCACUGAUGGCAUCAUCGGGAAGAACAAGAGUGUGGGCAAAUACAUCACCACCACCCUGUUCCUCUACUUCGCCUGCCUCCUGCCCACGAUCGCUUUUGGGUCCCUCAAUGAUGAGAACACUAACGGGGCCAUCGAUGUGCAGAAGACCAUAGCCGGGCAGAGCAUCGGAGGCCUCUUGUACGCUCUCUUCUCCGGGCAGCCGCUGGUGGUGCUGCUGACGACCGCCCCCCUGGCCCUCUACAUCCAAGUGAUCCGGGGCAUCUGUGACGACUACCACCUGGACUUCAACUCCUUCUACGCGUGGACGGGCCUGUGGAACAGUUUCUUUCUCACGCUUUAUGCCCUCUUCAACCUCAGCCUGGUCAUGAGUCUCUUCAAGAGGUCGACGGAGGAGAUCAUUGCCCUGUUUAUUUCCAUCACAUUCGUGCUGGAUGCUGUCAAGGGCAUGGUCAAAAUCUUCCAGAAGUACUACUAUGGCCCUAACACUGGGAACUACCAUGCAGAAAGCACUUCCCUGGUCAGCCUGCUGGGCCUCAACACCAGCCUCCACACUGCCCUCAACACCAGCCUCCUGGCCAGCCCGAUGGAGCUGACGUCAGCGGGCAGCCAUCCUGAGAACGCAGGCCGAGAGACCGCCGUGCUCAGCCUCUUCAUCAUGCUGGGCACACUGUGGCUGGGCUACACGCUCUACCAGUUCAAGAAGAGCCCCUACCUGCACCCCUAUAUGCGUGAGAUCCUGUCAGACUGCGCCCUGCCCAUCUCGGUGCUCCUCUUCUCCCUCAUCUGCUCCUAUGGCUUCCGGGAAAUUAAGAUGAGCAAGUUCCGCUACAACCCCAGCAAGAGCCUGUUUGAGAUGGCCCAGAUGCACUCGCUGUCCCUGGAGGCCAUCGGCGGGGCCAUGGGCCUCGGCUUCCUGCUCUCUUUGCUCUUCUUCAUCGAGCAGAACCUGGUGGCUGGCUUGGCUAAUGCGCCAGAGAACAGGCUGGUGAAGGGCACCGCCUACCACUGGGACCUCCUGCUCAUCGCCAUCAUCAACACGGGGCUGUCUCUGUUCGGGCUGCCCUGGAUCCACGCGGCCUACCCCCACUCCCCGCUGCACGUGCGGCUGCUGGCGCUGGUGGAGGAGCGAGUGGAGAAUGGGCACAUUUAUGAGACGAUAGUGAGCGUGAAGGAGACGCGGCUGACCACCCUGGGCGCCAGCAUCCUGGUGGGCUUCUCCCUCCUGCUGCUGCCCUUCCCACUGCAGUGGAUCCCCAAGCCGGUGCUCUACGGCCUCUUCCUGUACAUCGCCUUUACCUCCAUCGACGGCAACCAGCUCUUCGAGCGCAUGGCCCUGCUCCUCAAGGAGCAGACUUCGUACCCUCCCACCCACUACAUCCGGCACGUACCCCAGAGGAAGAUCCACUACUUCACAGGCCUGCAGAUCCUGCAGCUGCUGCUGCUCUGUGCCUUUGGCGUAAGCAGCCUGCCCUACAUGAAGAUGAUCUUUCCCCUCAUCAUGAUUGCCAUGAUCCCCAUCCGCUACAACCUGCUGCCCCGAAUCAUUGAAGCCAAAUUCUUGGACGCCAUGGACGCUGAGCACUGAGACCCUGACUGGCAGGCCCUGGCCAUCCCCUGGCCACCUGCCUGUCAGGGCCCACCCAGGCUGGCAUGUGACGAUGUGGGGAGGUGUGAUUGCCUUUGGGGCGUUGCUCUGUGCUGUGCCCCUUCACAGCUCCUGAUAGGCCUAGGGCAUCUGGGCAUUGUGGGGGUUAGGUCGUGUGUCCAGCCCUCUCCCCUGGCUUUAGGUUAAGAACACUGCUCAGGGCAGCUUCUGCCCAGGGUGGGACUAAACAGGACGGAUUUUCUUUUGAUAAAAGAGAUGCCUGAGAGAGAAGCCAUUUCCUUGAUUGUGUAAGGAACUCGGUGGUAUGCACAUUAGAGAAUAAA